UUUUUUUUCAUUUUACACGGAUUACUUCUUUUUCUGCCAAACCGGACCCGGACUUGUCGCUUCUGGUGACUUAAAACAAAGAAUUCGGGUUUUGAAGCAGCCUGUUAGCUAUGUUUAUUUGUGGCCAGAAAGUGAUUUCAAGUGUUUCCAGAUACCACUGUGGGACUCUUUCCUGGUUCGAGUACUGCAACGGAAACAUUAGCUAACACACACUAGCCCACAACAGCGUCCUUCUGCUUUAUUUAUUUCACAAAUACAAGGAAUUAACUUUUCUUCUUCUCCCGUUUUUGCCACCCAGACAACUUAUCUCCAAAGAUAAACUGCUGGUUAAGUCAAAUCGGUUUUACAGCAGCAGUGAUCCGGAGCUUUGUCUGAAGUUUAAAGUUCUGUCCUGGAUUGGAGCCGAUCCAUUGAUUGGGUCGUUGUUCUGUCUGAUUGAGUUGAGGGGGGAAAGAAACAACAGCGAUGUCGGGCCAGUCUAUUACGGAUCGGAUCGCUGCGGCGCAGCACAGCAUGACGGGCUCUGCCAUCAGCAAGGCGGUGUGCAAAGCCACCACACACGAAGUGAGCGGACCUAAGAAGAAGCACCUAGACUAUCUGAUCCACUGCACCAAUGAGAUGAACGUGAACAUUCCCCAGCUGGCAGACACUCUUUUCGAGAGAACAGCCAACUCAAGCUGGGUGGUGGUCUUCAAAGCCCUCAUUACCACCCACCACCUCAUGAUGUACGGCAACGAGCGUUUCAUCCAGUACCUGGCCUCCAGAAACACUCUGUUCAACCUCAGCAACUUCUUGGAUAAGGGAGCUCUGCAAGGUUACGACAUGUCAACCUUCAUCAGGCGAUAUAGUCGCUACCUGAACGAAAAGGCCAUGUCCUACAGACUGGUGGCUGUGGAUUUCACCAAGAUGAAGAGAGGCGUCGACGGCGUGAUGCGCACCAUGAACGCAGAGAAGCUCAUCAAGACUCUGCCCAUCAUCCAGAACCAGCUGGACGCUCUGCUGGACUUUCAGGCCAAUCCUAAUGAGCUGACCAACGGGGUGAUCAACUCGGCCUUCAUGCUGCUCUUCAAAGACUCCAUAAGGCUCUUUGCUGCAUACAAUGAAGGAGUCAUCAACCUGUUGGAGAAAUACUUUGACAUGAAGAAGAACCAGUGUAAAGACGCUCUGGACAUCUACAAGAAAUUUCUUUACAGGAUGACAAAGCUGUCGGAGUUCCUCAAAGUGGCUGAGCAAGUUGGAAUAGAUCAGGGUGACAUCCCAGAUCUCUCACAGAAGACUAAAGGAUCAUACAUUGCCCCCAGCAGCCUCCUGGAGGCUUUGGAGCAGCACCUUGCCUCACUGGAGGGCAAGAAGACGAAGGAGUUGAAUGCGGACACAAGAGCGUCUACCUUGUCGAGUGCUGUCUCGUCUCUGUCCUCCACCGGCAUGUCCUUCAGCCGCAUGGAUGAGAAGGAGAAGCAGCAGGCCUUGGAGGAGGAGCAGGCCCGGCUGCAGGCUCUCAAGGACCAGCGGCUGAAGGAGAUCAGCAUGCAUACUCCACCCUCCGCCUCCCCCAGCAGCCAGUCGGUCGGCAGCGCCAACAACAACAACCACAUCUCACACACCCCGGAGUUGUUUGGCUCCGUGCUGAAUGCAAACAGCGUCCCCAACCUGAACAGCGACCUGUUUGAUCUUCAGCCGGCCUUCAUCCCCGCCGUGCAGAGCACUCCUUCCAUCUCCAACGCCAACAGUGCCUGGGGAGGACUGGAGAGCCAGCCGCUGCAGCAGACCACCCCGGCCAUGACUGUAGAUUUUGAUGCCGUGUUCGGGAAUAAGUCCACACCCAGUAACAACGGCCCACAACCUGCAGCCGGUUUCGAUGCUCUCGGAGACCUGUUAAAGCCCACAGUCACCGCGCACACCGCACAACCUCCUCCUCCUCCUCAAAUGGCCAUCCAUCCUGGAGGAAAGCUGCUAGCCAAUGACCUCGACUCCUCUCUGGCCAACCUUGUGGGCAAUCUGCAGUUUGGAUCUGGAGCCAAGAAGCCAGAGAUGCAGUGGAACCAGCCUGGUGAGAAGAAGCUAACCGGUGGCCAAAACUGGCAAAAUAAGACCAUGUCGACCACACAGUGGGGCCCCGCGCCCAUGGCUCCACAGCCCAUGCCUGUGCCACAUGUGAAUGGAAUGUUCUAUACUAGUUAUGCUCCAGCGCCAAUGGCUUUCCCCAUGACCACACCACAAGUGCCUGUGUAUGGAAUGGUCCCUCCCCAGAUGGCUCAGAUGGGUGGGGUACCUGUGAUGGCUCCACAGCCGAUGAUGUACAACCAGCCUGUUCUCAGACCCACCAACCCUUUCGCGCCCAUGCCAGGAGCCCAGAUGCAGUUUAUGUAAUCCAUUCAGGGGGAAGCUGAGUGCCAAAAGCGAAAAAAAAAAAAAACUCACGAGAGGACGAUCGAACGGAGGGAGGAACGAUUUGAUCAGGCGAACGAAGAGACACAGACAAGCUGACCGACAGACACCAAAACAGAAGGAGGCGAUGAGGGGCGGAGGGGGUGGGACUCUGUUCCGGCUGGAACAACUGCUGUUGUGUGUGUGUGUGUGUGUGUGAAGCUUCUCUGUGUUUAUCAUUUGUGUUUUAAAUCGUGCAGACGGAGGGAUGGGAUGGACGGACGUCUGGCUUUCACCCAGCCUGUUCGGUUCGGUGUCUGGAUCCAGAAUUAGCUUUAUUUCAAACUGGUGCUAUUUUGUCCUCUCUGAGUUCCUGUCUACCUGCAACAGCAACUUGGGAGCACUUGUAAGAGGACGUGUGUGUGUGUGUGUGUGUUCGCAGCAGCAGUUGUUCCAGGUAAUACAGCCUCUCCUCCCCCCUGAGUCUCUGUUUGUUUUCAGAGAGAAACGUAGAGGCACAUUUUCUCAAGUAUGUUUCCUGUAAUUUUCCAAUCCGUGUAUUUUUUUUUCCCUUCUGUUUUUUUUUUUGCCUUUAACGUUAUCAGGGCUUGUACAGCAGUUUGUCGGAGCGUCAAACAGUAGCUGAGCGUUUUCUCCUCAUGGCUUCUUAAGCUCUGCCGCUCGCACAUCCAGACGGGAGAUCGACGAAACGUCGGGACGAAAAAAAAAUAACAUAAAUUUGUCUCAAGGGCUCGACCCACCAGGGAAACGCAGCAAAAUGUGUCCAGAUGUUGCGGAGAUUGUUGACUUACAGCUGCGUCGUGAAAACUGCUGGAAACCUGCCAGUCUGUGUGCUUCUAGUCUGCUCAAGGGUUGGGUUCUUCACGUACAAUGUCACAUGAAACUGAUUGAAUUUGACCCUAAAAGUAAUCAAUGAAGCUGUGUAUAUAAGCAAAAAAAAAAAAAAAAAAAAA
This is a messenger RNA of Poecilia latipinna (sailfin molly), 3341 nucleotides long. RefSeq names its product phosphatidylinositol-binding clathrin assembly protein. Gene Ontology annotation, molecular function: clathrin heavy chain binding; phosphatidylinositol-4,5-bisphosphate binding; SNARE binding. Gene Ontology annotation, biological process: synaptic vesicle budding from presynaptic endocytic zone membrane; clathrin coat assembly; clathrin-dependent endocytosis. Bases 466 to 2370 code for a protein of 634 amino acids. The record is from RefSeq and is a predicted model, not a curated record. NCBI's taxonomy places the organism in Eukaryota, Metazoa, Chordata, Actinopteri, Cyprinodontiformes, Poeciliidae. Gene Ontology annotation, cellular component: synaptic vesicle; clathrin-coated pit; extrinsic component of presynaptic endocytic zone membrane. The transcript is spliced from 21 exons.